Monoraphidium neglectum is the source of this 1371-nucleotide messenger RNA. RefSeq lists its product as hypothetical. The record is from RefSeq and is a predicted model, not a curated record. The transcript is spliced from 10 exons. NCBI's taxonomy places the organism in Eukaryota, Viridiplantae, Chlorophyta, Chlorophyceae, Sphaeropleales, Selenastraceae. The coding region runs from base 1 to 1371 and encodes 456 amino acids.
AUGGGCGCUAGUGGCAGUAAGGUGGCGGCGCGCACGUACAAAGCGGCGGAAUCCGGCGCAAAGCAAGCAGCAGCAGCGGCGCAGCGUGCCGCUGUGCCUGCAGGGGGUGCCCUGGCGCGUGACGAGGCCGCAGCAGUGCAGCAUGCGCCCGCACGCGGCGCCCGCUCGGCGAUCUCCCUGGAAGAGGAGGAGCGGCUCGAGGCAAAGGACACGUCCCUAGACCAGCUGCUGUCCAAGUUGGGGGGGUCCAUCACCGGCACGCGCGUCUUGAUAUCACCGCCGCCGGAAGCGCUGCCCCGCGCGCCGCCAGCGCAAGAGCUGGGCGCGGACGGACGGCUGCCAACGGACGCGCUGCGCGCGCUUUUCGAGCUGCAGGCCGCGUCGCAGGGCGGCCCCGCCGACCCUGGUCAUGAGAUCUCGCAGUACAACCCAGACCCGGAGCUCAUGCGGCGCGUGCUGGCGCGCGCCUGCCUGCCGCAGACCAUGGAGGCCGACGGCGCAGCCAACGUGCGGGUGUUCGCGCAGUGGCCGCCCUGGUUUAGGCGGCACCGCGGGCCGCUGCGCGAGCCCGCGCCGCCGCCAGCUGCUGCUGAUGCUCGUGACAGGGACUUCAGUGGCGCUCCUGCGCUCCUCUCACACGGUGCCUUCGCUCAGAAGGCUACUUACGUUGCCGCCAACAUCGUGCCUUCGUUUGACAAGUGUCCCGUGAAGACCCCUGCUGUCUGGGACCCUAAGGUGUUCGACUCGUCCUUGGACUCCCUGACCGCGCUGACCGAGUUCACCGACUCCCUGUCCAAGAAGUGCCAGGAGUCCCUGCUGAACCUGGCCAACUGCGCCAGCGACAACGACGCGUUCGCCAACCCCCCCUCCACCAUCACCUCGCUCUCGACCUCCAACGGCUGCUGCCUGACUGACUGCUCCAACUCGAUCAAGGAGGCGAGUGCCUGGAUUGGCAGCAGGACCAGUGUGUGGACAGUCACAUGCUCCGAUGAGGCGGCUCAUACCAUCAAGCUUGGCUGCUUCAACGACCUCCUCAAGGCGAUCUGCGGCAACCCUAAGGCUGAGAAGUACCAGACCGGCCUGUUCAACGCCGGCGUCCGUUGCGCCAACUUUGACGCCGCCUGCCCCGCCGGCGGCGCGGCCGCCCCUGCAAAGAACGCGACCACCGCGAGCGGCGCGGCCAACGUCACCGCCGCUGCCAAGCCGGCCGCCGGCAACGGCACUGCCGCCACCAAGGACGCUGCGCCCGCACCGGCCGCCGCGUCCCCGGCCCCCGCCGCCAAGGCCGCUGCCCCUAAGAACAACGCGGGCACCGCCGCGGCCUCAGCGGCAGCCGUCAUGGUCGGCGCCGCAGCCAUUCUUGUGCUGUAG